Messenger RNA from Salvia miltiorrhiza (redroot sage), 705 nucleotides. RefSeq lists its product as uncharacterized. The coding region runs from base 1 to 705 and encodes 234 amino acids. Lineage: Eukaryota; Viridiplantae; Streptophyta; Magnoliopsida; Lamiales; Lamiaceae. The transcript has 2 exons. The record is from RefSeq and is a predicted model, not a curated record.
AUGGAAAUCACGGGCGCAGCAGAGGAACCAGUUAUAACUUUCGGGUCAGAGGACCUGAGGACGCUCAUAUACCCCCAUGACGACGCGCUGGUUUUCACGGCUGACAUAGCGAGUUGUAUUGUACAUCGCAUCUUCGUCGACUCUGGGAGUGCGGUGAAUAUUUUAUACUUAGAAUGUCUCCAAGUUAUGAGGAUCGAAGCCACUAUUGAACCCACGAACGCCCCUCUGUUCGGAUUUGGCAGAGAAAUCGUCAUGCCAUUGGGGUUUGUGGAGUUACCAGUUACCCUUGGCAGAGCAGACGCUUGCAAGACCAGGAUGAUAGGGCAACAGAGGGAUCAAACUUCUUUCUUUGGGCCGGCAGAGGAACGGCGGGAAUUGACAGAGCUGUUAGAUGCUCGAAAAAACUCAGAGAAACCUGCCUUGAUAUCUACCAACGAUGUGUAUAACAUGAUUGAGCUAUUCCCGGGAAAAGAGAGCUUUCAGACAAAAAUUGGGUCAUCCAUGAGUGAACAAAUCAGAGUAGAGCUAAUCAACUGCCUUCAAAGGAAUGCAGAUGUAUUUGCCUUCAGCACAACCGACUUAAAGGGCAUUGACAGAGGAUUGGCGGAACAUCGCCUCAAUGUGGACUUCAAUGUAAAACCAGUAAAACAAAGAACAAGGCACUUUGGGGCCGAAAAAGAUGUUGCGAUCAGAGAUCAGGUCUAG